UUUCUAUAUGGUUGUACAUUCGGGUAAUUCGUGAAUGUGAGACAAGUCGGUAUAUAACUGAGCAAAAUUAUUAAAUUGCAAUAAAUUAUUGAAACAAAGAAUUAUCAAAAAUGGGUGAUGACGGUCAGAAAUUAACUGGUAUCCAGAAAUACUUCAACAGCACUACUAAUUCCGGCAGAGCUAAUACUUCUAAGUUAACACUCAGUGUCCUGGGAUUAGUAAUUGCUUACAAUCUUUUGAAACCAAAGAAGAAGGCAUCACAACCAAGUGCCUAGAUGAUCUGUCAUGUAAAAUGUAGACUUAUGUAACAACAAUUUAUUCUUAUUUUCGGUCUACCAUGACUUUUUCUGUUAAAAAAACAAAAUUAAACCUCUUUAAAUUGUUCAAUAAAUAUUUAGGAAUAACUUAA
Messenger RNA from Cotesia glomerata, 409 nucleotides. Its product is annotated as ATP synthase membrane subunit K, mitochondrial. The transcript is spliced from 2 exons. Bases 111 to 275 code for a protein of 54 amino acids. The record is from RefSeq and is a predicted model, not a curated record. Lineage: Eukaryota; Metazoa; Arthropoda; Insecta; Hymenoptera; Braconidae.